AUGAAAUUAGAAUUAAGUGAUAUUAAAGGUCAUAUAGCCGAAUUUAGUAAAGAUCAAGUUGGAUCAAGAAUUAUUCAACAAAAAAUUGAAAAUGCUAGUCUUGAAGAGAAACAAUUGGUAUUUGAUGAGGUAGUUGUUGCCGUUCAUUCAUUAAUGACCGAUGUAUUUGGUAAUUAUGUAUUACAAAAGUUUUUCGAGCAUGGUACAACCGAACAAAAACGUAUUUUAGCCGAUAAACUUAGUGGUCAUAUCUUGUCUUUAACUCUUCAAAUGUAUGGUUGUCGUGUUAUCCAAAAGGCCAUUGAAUCAAUAGAAUUGGACAAACAAAUCCUUUUGAUUGGCGAAUUAAAUGGACAUAUUGUUCAAUGUGUCACUGAUCAAAAUGGUAACCAUGUUAUACAAAAAUGUAUUGAAAAAAUUCCAACCAAUCUCAUUCAAUUCAUCAUCGAUUCAUUCCACGGUCAUAUUUAUCAAUUAGCCACCCACCCAUAUGGUUGUCGUGUCAUUCAAAGAAUCUUGGAACAUUGCGCAGAGAGCCAAGUUGCACCAAUUCUCGAUGAAUUAAUGCGAUGUGCCGUUUCACUUGUACAGGAUCAAUACGGUAACUAUGUAAUUCAACAUGUUUUAGAGAAUGGUUCCCAACGUGAUAAAACUGCCAUUGUUUACAAACUUCAAGGUCAAAUCUAUAAUCUUAGUCAACAUAAAUUUGCCAGUAAUGUCAUUGAAAAAUGUGUUCAACAUGGUGUCUCUUCCGAAAGAAUCCUUAUCAUUAAUGAAAUAUUAGGUGACAUUAAUGCUCCAAACUCUUCAAAUGUUUUACUUAAGAUUUUGAAAGAUCCAUAUGCCAAUUACGUAAUCCAAAAGAUUUUAGAUAUUGUCGAGCCUAGUCAACGUGAUGUUAUCAUUAAUCGUAUCCAACCAUUCAUACCAACUCUCAAAAAAGUUACUCCAGGCAAACAUAUUAUAUCUAGAAUUGACAAAUAUUCAGGUCAACUAUAA
This is a messenger RNA of Dictyostelium purpureum, 999 nucleotides long. RefSeq lists its product as uncharacterized. Gene Ontology annotation, molecular function: mRNA 3'-UTR binding. The record is from RefSeq and is a predicted model, not a curated record. Bases 1 to 999 code for a protein of 332 amino acids. The transcript has a single exon. Lineage: Eukaryota; Evosea; Eumycetozoa; Dictyosteliales; Dictyosteliaceae. Gene Ontology annotation, biological process: post-transcriptional regulation of gene expression. Gene Ontology annotation, cellular component: cytoplasm.